CGUACCGUCAACACCUACUUAUCGCCGGUGAGCGCGUUGACUUGAAAAGCUUGCGUAGACUUAGGGAAGUAGAACUCGCACCCUCAUGGAAAAUAUUUCUAGUUUGAGCAAGUAUCUUCUACAGCCAGGUAGGAUGUCACGCUUUAAUUAUCAUGAUUUUAAGACGUUCCAUGAGAGGGAAUUGAGUGACCUGUACUCUGAAAAACUGCAAACUGACAAGAAAGACGAGAGUCCUCAUGAAUUUUUGGGAACAAGAAUCACUGAAGUUCAAGAGCAAGAACAAGAAAACGAGGAUAAAGAGCUUACAGAGGAAGUCCGAGAUACAACGACGCCUAAACAUGACAGUGACGAUGAAAUAAAGAAUGACCGCGGGAAAUCAACGGAUGAAGACAAAACCAAAGGCUCCAAAGAAGACGAACGUAACUCAGAGACGUUUGUUGCUGUCAUCGCACAAGCAAUUCUCAGCGUCCCCACAAAGCGAAUGACUCUGAGUUCUAUCUACAAUUUUAUCGCACGGAACUAUCCGCAUUUUGACAAAGAGAAAGGACCAGGCUGGAGAAAUAGCGUGAGACAUAAUCUGUCCAGUAAUGACUGCUUUGUAAAGGCUAGCAGAGCCGAAAACGGAAAGGGACAUUACUGGAUGAUCCACCCGAAAGAUCUACCAGAGUUUGCUAAAGGGAAUUUCAGACGACGCAGGAAACCUCGCCGUCCCAAGUGUAGCCAUCCUCUCAUGUUUAGAGAAACUCCAUUCCUUUAUCAUUCAUUUUCACCAAGCUUCUCAACAUUCCCCUACACGGCGCAUUUGAGAUCAGCUCCUGGUGAAGUUCCCACUGAAUUACCUGUACCUUUACCAUACAGCUCUACGGAGCGCACAUUGUCGCCUGCUUUCCGUCCAAGACUUGGCCUUUUGCCGGGGUAUGAUGAUGGUAGGGCUUUAGGCACCGGAUCCCAUGCGUUCACCUACUCGACAUCUGCGCUGAGAUUAGCCGAAGCAUCGACCGCCAGGAGCUUUCCAACAGCCAGUGGAUUGACAAACUUCCAUGGCUGUUUUCAUUAUCCGUGUGCGUGUCAUCGUUAAAUGAACACAGCAUAAAAAUCUGGAUUUAUGGCGAACAUUUUCCCUCCGGUUCGCAUAAUUUUCAAGAAAAACGUUAACUUGUACACAUUGCCACUUUCACUGAUGUCGCCAGAGUGGCAAUUAUUCUAACGAUAAUCAUAAAAUUUAUUAGAUUAGAAUUUAUCUACACCGCAUACAAAUUAUUCAGUCGACUGUUGAAUUCAGAUAUUCUUGAGUCGAGGGAAAAGUUACUAGAUUGCGCAAGUCCUAUUUAUUUCAUAGCUUUUUAUUGAACACAUUUUAUUGAAACACUAUAGCCUGGCAAGUUUAAGAAUUUAACUUAAAGAUAAACUUAAUUUAAACUGAAGUAGCUAACAAGAUGAGACUCUGAGUGCUUUUAGCGUUUUAAUGGUUCAAGGAAUACUUCCGCUAAUCUGUUGAAGUUUGUAAAUACAUUUGUGAAAUUAGUGUUUGAUCGGAUCCGUUUAUGUACAAAGAGGACCUUAGUUUAUCACGACCAAUAAAAAUUCUAAAUGAAA
Pocillopora damicornis (cauliflower coral) is the source of this 1596-nucleotide messenger RNA. RefSeq lists its product as uncharacterized. The record is from RefSeq and is a predicted model, not a curated record. Gene Ontology annotation, molecular function: DNA-binding transcription factor activity, RNA polymerase II-specific; RNA polymerase II cis-regulatory region sequence-specific DNA binding. Gene Ontology annotation, biological process: regulation of transcription by RNA polymerase II; anatomical structure morphogenesis; cell differentiation. NCBI's taxonomy places the organism in Eukaryota, Metazoa, Cnidaria, Anthozoa, Scleractinia, Pocilloporidae.